AUGAUGUCUCGGAUUAUAUUAUUUAUGUUGUUAACCUUAUACGUGCAGUGUAAAAUUUGUCCGACUACAAAGAUUAUUAAUAGCGUUAUGAACUUCAAAAAAUUAGAAAACUGUUCGCAAAUUGCCGGUGAUUUGAUGAUCUUGUUACUGGAAAAUACUCAAUCUGAAAGUGAAUUCAAUGAUUAUGUUUUUCCUGACUUAUUAGCCGUUUCGGGUUACCUGUUGUUUUUUAAAGUUAACCACUUGACUUCUAUCGGUCAACUGUUUCCUAAUCUACAUUUAAUCAGAGGACAGAAUUUAAUCAAGGAUUACUCGUUAAUAAUUUUCGAUAUGCCCCAUUUAUUACAGGUAAGAUUAAAUGAAUGUCUUCAGAUUCAUAGGAAAUAA
Psylliodes chrysocephalus is the source of this 387-nucleotide messenger RNA. Lineage: Eukaryota; Metazoa; Arthropoda; Insecta; Coleoptera; Chrysomelidae. The record is from the annotation of a GenBank genome assembly.